This is a messenger RNA of Vitis vinifera (wine grape), 1420 nucleotides long. RefSeq lists its product as uncharacterized. The transcript has a single exon. NCBI's taxonomy places the organism in Eukaryota, Viridiplantae, Streptophyta, Magnoliopsida, Vitales, Vitaceae. The record is from RefSeq and is a predicted model, not a curated record. Bases 111 to 917 code for a protein of 268 amino acids.
GUCUGACUUCAAGGGAUGCUAUUGACUGCCACAAGAGAACUGCUUCAGAACUUCAAUGGUUGAUCAUACUUGAGCAGGCACUUGUUUAGCAAGCUCUUUCCACAUUCACAAUGUGGAAUUUUGCUUCAAAUGCCCUCUCAGGAACCAAUGGACUGAAGAAUGACCUCUUAAAGCCAAAUCAAGCACCUUCAGAGUGCUCAGAUGAUGAAAUUUCCACAAACACAAGCAGAGAAGAAGGAUUGGAAUGUCCAAUUUGUUGGGAAUCCUUCAACAUUGUUGAGAAUGUGCCCUAUGUUUUAUGGUGUGGCCAUACCCUCUGUAAGAAUUGUGUCCUAGGGCUCCAAUGGGCUGUCGUGAAAUUCCCUACACUACCCAUCCAGCUUCCUUUCUUCAUUUCUUGCCCGUGGUGCAAUCUAUUAUCCUUCAGGCUUGUUUAUAAGGGGAAUCUCACAUUCCCUCGCAAGAAUUUUUUCCUCCUGUGGAUGGUUGAGAGCAUGAAUGGUGAUAGGGGGAAGUCACAUUCUUCCUUUUGUGAUCAUCAGCCAGGCUGGUCUUCAAACAGAAAUCUGAUCAUAGGAAAUCAAGGUAGUCAUGUAAACCAUAGGCGACCUCCAUAUAGUCACCUCCCAGAACAGUCUGAGUCGAACCAUGAUGGAGGCCACCUGAUCAAUAGGUUCCUCAAUAUAGAAAGACUCCACUUAUCCGUUCGUAAGUCCUUGGUGUUCUUUGUUCACUUGACGGCUAAGUUCCCAUUGGUAAUCAUAUUUCUUCUGAUUGUUUUGUAUGCAAUACCCGCCAGUGCAGCCAUCUUGGCCCUGUACAUUCUGAUCACUGUUCUGUUUGCUCUCCCAUCUUUUCUAAUACUGUACUUUGCUUAUCCCAGUUUGGACUGGUUGGUUAGGGAAAUCAUUACCUGAAUCACCCUCAAUUUGUGCUUCCUGUUUCAUAAACUCUGUAGCAUAGUGGUGUAGUGAAUCCAAUAAUGGUGCAAUUUGACGACUUCACUUGGUUUUCAUGGUUUUCUAGCUUGCUAUAUUUUCACACCAGAGAGUCAUGGUCCUUCAGUUGGACCAUUUUCAAUUUUAGAAUUAUUCUGCACAUUCUUAGGGCGUGACUGCUCUGAUGCUAGUGGAAUUUGGGCCACAAAAGAAGAUCUUGGGAUACCUCUUUGGUUGGCUAAUAGUAUGUUGUUUUUGUGUAUUAGCAGAGCUCCAGCAAAGAGACAGUUGAACAGUGGCUGUAGUGUUUGCAUCUUAUCAAACAGUGCCCUUGUUUUUUAUGGAGACUUGUUAUGAUUUUCAUUCAACAUUCACUAUUAUGUCUGUGCUGUUGUGCUUGACCCUAAUAUGUAAAUUAAGUUUAUUCAUCUCCUUUUCAGUUUGAUAAGAGUAAUGCAAAACACUAGAAAGAUCUUCUGCAA